Messenger RNA from Coregonus clupeaformis (lake whitefish), 834 nucleotides. RefSeq lists its product as uncharacterized. Lineage: Eukaryota; Metazoa; Chordata; Actinopteri; Salmoniformes; Salmonidae. The record is from RefSeq and is a predicted model, not a curated record. The transcript has 4 exons. Bases 1 to 804 code for a protein of 267 amino acids.
AUGACUAGCGGUACCCCACCCUACGGCCGAUCAUCCCAGCAGCCGACGUUGCUGUACAGAGUGGGGGGAAACAUCCAACAUCGCUGGGCAGGGGGAGGGGAUCCUCCCAAAGCCAACUUUGCUGCGCAGAGGGAGGAGGUCCUCCGAGCAUCAGGCCUCAUCCCUGCACAGAGGGAUGGGAUCCUCCAAUCAACCAGUGUCCCUGCACAGAGGGAAGGGAUUCUCCCAGCAGUCAUCAUCACUGCACAGAGGGAGUUGAUCCUCCUGAUGGCCAGUGUCACUGCGCAAAGGGAGGGAAUCUUCCCAACAGCCAGCGUCCCUGCUCACAGGGAGUGGAUCUUCCCAAAGGCCAGUGUUCCUGCACAGAGGGAGGGGAUCCUCCCCACAGCCAGCGUCCCUGUGGAGAAUGGAAACAAUCAUCCACAACCACCUCCCAUCAUCCCCAUGUUGGCACCACUGUGGAAAUGGGAUGGUGGAGUGUGUACUCCACCUGUGGAUUUCUAUUCCAAGAGAAGAGAUGUCCGGCUUAGAUAUGUUGAGCAUCCUGCUAUGAUGUCCAUCACCAAGCCAGAACACUCCGAGGCCAACCCUCAGUGCCAGACUGGCAGCCGGCCGGUGGCUGAGCCCGAGACCCCUGCUGUUCACAAGAACAGUGGAAGCUGGCUCAGCUGGGUCUUUGGGAGUGGAAAAGUUAAUAAGAAGGAGGUUCAUCUACCUGAGGACAAAGACAGAUCUAUUGUCUGGGAUCCAACUCUGCACAGAUGGGUUGACAAAACUGAGCCCAAGGCUGAGGUAUACACUUAAAUUACAUUCAAUAAAAAGCAGUGAAAGACC